AUGAAAUUUCGCCAGCGUCUGGCUUGGCUUUUGUUAACCAUCUUUCUUGGAUUAUCGUUUGCGUUUGCCUAUUAUGUUUUUGAGAUUAACGACCAGUUCAACCACAUGGCUCUGGAGCAUGUGCAGGUGCAACAUGGCGGUGACACGAGAGCGGGAACUUUCUUGGAACACGUGACUCAUCUGCCGUUAGCAGUUUGGCUGCUUAUAUUUCUUGUGUUUGGUUUGCUGCUGGCCUGCACCAGACCCGAGCCCCGCCUUAGCCUCGCCUACAUAUGGCCAGGUACUCUGUUUGUCAAAUCCAGAAAACUUCUGCGACGAUACCAACCUCACGAUGGAAAAGCAAUUAACUCAAGAGUCGUGUUCAAUGGUCAUGUGGUCGUUUUCGAUGCAUGA
Molecule: messenger RNA, 393 nt
Organism: Candidula unifasciata
Lineage: Eukaryota; Metazoa; Mollusca; Gastropoda; Stylommatophora; Geomitridae
Source: the annotation of a GenBank genome assembly